Molecule: messenger RNA, 2809 nt
Organism: Chelonoidis abingdonii (Abingdon island giant tortoise)
Lineage: Eukaryota; Metazoa; Chordata; Testudines; Testudinidae
Gene: INTS11
Product: integrator complex subunit 11
Biological process (GO): snRNA processing
Cellular component (GO): nucleus
Molecular function (GO): RNA endonuclease activity
Source: RefSeq, a predicted model, not a curated record
CUUAGUUAUUGCUGCCGCGCAUGCGCAGAUGCCCCCGGGGAGCGGGCCUGCCAGAAGCAAUAGCAACGAAGCCAUGGGGCCCCAGCUGGACUCUUCUCUGUGAUAUUAGUAAAUAAACAGAUCAGUGGUUUGAAGAAAGGCUGGAUCUUCUCUUGUUUUCAGUACCCAGUUAUGGUAUCUCUGAAAUAGCCUGCUAUACGGCUAAGGUUCAAAAAGUUCUUCUUGGCUUAAAAUGCCUGAAAUAAAAGUCACUCCCUUGGGGGCUGGCCAGGAUGUGGGCCGGAGCUGCAUCCUUGUGUCUAUUGCAGGGAAAAAUGUCAUGCUAGACUGCGGGAUGCACAUGGGCUAUAAUGAUGAUAGACGCUUUCCUGAUUUUUCAUACAUUACCCAGAAUGGAAGACUGACUGACUUUCUAGACUGUGUAAUCAUUAGCCACUUUCAUUUGGACCACUGUGGAGCUUUACCGUAUUUCAGCGAAAUGGUUGGCUACGAUGGACCGAUAUACAUGACGCACCCCACCAAGGCCAUCUGCCCCAUCCUGCUGGAGGAUUACAGGAAAAUUACUGUGGAUAAGAAAGGGGAGACCAACUUCUUCACUUCCCAAAUGAUUAAAGAUUGUAUGAAAAAAGUGGUAGCUGUCCACCUUCACCAGACAGUUCAGGUAGAUGAUGAGCUGGAAAUCAAGGCGUACUAUGCGGGCCACGUGCUGGGAGCAGCCAUGUUCCAGAUUAAAGUUGGUUCUGAGUCUGUGGUAUAUACUGGUGAUUAUAACAUGACACCAGACAGACACUUAGGAGCUGCCUGGAUUGAUAAGUGUCGUCCGGAUUUAUUAAUCAGCGAAUCCACCUAUGCCACAACUAUCAGAGACUCCAAACGCUGCAGAGAGAGGGACUUCCUGAAGAAGGUCCAUGAAAGUGUAGAGAGAGGAGGGAAGGUUCUUAUCCCGGUUUUUGCUCUGGGACGUGCCCAGGAACUCUGCAUCUUACUGGAAACUUUCUGGGAAAGAAUGAACUUGAAGGCCCCAAUUUACUUCUCCAUGGGACUGACUGAGAAGGCCAAUCACUACUACAAGCUCUUCAUCACAUGGACUAAUCAGAAGAUCCGGAAAACUUUUGUCCAGAGAAACAUGUUUGAAUUCAAACACAUCAAGGCGUUUGACAGGGCCUUUGCCGAUAACCCUGGGCCAAUGGUUGUAUUUGCAACCCCAGGUAUGCUUCAUGCUGGACAGUCCCUCCAGAUCUUCAGGAAAUGGGCAGGGAAUGAAAAGAACAUGGUCAUUAUGCCAGGUUACUGUGUGCAAGGAACUGUGGGCCAUAAGAUCCUGAGUGGGCAGCGGAAGCUAGAAAUGGAAGGAAGACAAAUACUGGAGGUGAAGAUGCAGGUAGAAUACAUGUCCUUUAGUGCCCAUGCUGAUGCCAAGGGAAUAAUGCAGCUGAUUCGCCAGGCUGAGCCACGCAAUGUUCUUCUGGUUCACGGGGAAGCAAAGAAGAUGGAGUUCCUGAAGCAGAAAAUUGAACAGGAAUUUUAUGUGAACUGUUACAUGCCGGCAAAUGGAGAAACCACUACAUUGUUCACCAGCCCCAAUAUACCAGUGGACAUUUCCCUUGGAUUGUUGAAGAGAGAGAGUGCCAUAGGGCUUGUACCGGAUUCCAAGAAGCCAAAGCUCAUGCAUGGCACAUUAAUCAUGAAGGAUAACAGCUUCCGCUUGGUCUCUCCAGAGCAGGCACUGAAGGAACUGGGUCUUGGGGAGCAUCAGCUGCGUUUUACUUGCCGUGUCCACAUUCAGGAUCCUCGCAAGGAGCAUGAGAUGGUGCUUCGAGUCUAUAAUCACCUUAAGGGAGUCCUGAAAGAUUAUUCUGUUCAGCAUUUACCUGAUGGAUCGAUCAUGGUGGAGUCCAUUCUGAUCCAAGCCACAGCACAGUCAGAGGACCAAGGAACCAAAGUUUUGCUAGUGUCCUGGACAUACCAGGAUGAAGAACUGGGCAGCUAUCUUACAUCCCUAUUGAAAAAGGGACUGCCUCAAACUACAGCUUGAGUGACGCAGCUGUGGGCGAAAAGGAAAACCACAAGACCCUGAAGUUUGCACCAACCAAGCCAUAAGACACCACAAAGCUUUAAAAGAGGUAAAGCAAAAGGCAGAGCGAGACGAUGUUAUAUAAGAAUAACUCCUGCUUCAGUCUCUCUGCCUAAAAUUUUUGCCACAAAAGAUGAACUGUGGCAUAACAUGCACAGCAAAACAGGCCAGCCUCCAGCACACCUAGGUACUCAACUGCCUGCAGCAUGGGCCUUUGCAAACAGAGUCCUCCUCAAGGAAGGCUGGUGUUUUGGGGCCAUUCACAAACCAGGCCAAUUAAUACACAAUAUGAUGUGGACUCUAUCAGACCUAGUCAUAAAAUAGGCAAAACUUGAGGUUUAAGUGUCACAAAAAAUGAUCCUGUUUAAUAAUAAUAAUAAUAAUAAUAAAAAAAAGGUAUCUGUGUGUUCACCACCACACUAUGCUCCUGUAUUGAUUCACGUGUGCUCUGUGCACUGAUAAGCCUGCUGACAGCCCCGCGCAUUAAUAACUAAUACAGUUGCAGCAAAAUGUCCGAUCAUCAAAAAAAUUAGCUAGCAUAAUUUGUUAGUCUCUAAGGUGCCACAAGUACUCCUCGUUCUUUUUGAUAAUACUUGAGAGUUUCUAUUGUUCUAGCAAAAAUUUUUUUAAACAAACAGAUCUUCUCUGGCUUUUGCAAAUGACCCCAAUUAAUAAAGGGUCAUUAUUACCUUUCUGCAGUUUUCCAUGUCUUGUCCACAACUCGGCUGCAAUUAU